UUGAAAAUUGGGUACCUUUAAAAGUUUAACUAUUAAUACUAAAGUAGCGAAAUUUUUUCAAAAAAAAAAUAAGGAAAUUGUGUGUUUUAGAGGCUGUUAGAACGGUGUAAGCAUAGACUUCCACUGACUGAAACUGAAGCAGGUCUUAGCGUCUCAUCUGUGAUUGUGAGGAGUGUGGGUUGGGGCCCUAAAAGACUUGUCUUCUUCCCAGAAAGGCUCGAUCAGAAAAUUACGAAAAUAGAGUUGAGAUUUCAAAGCUCCGGUCUCUUUGUUUGACAGCUCCUUUGUCUUUAUCCAUCCUCUUCAUGUGAUCCUACCCCUCGAACCACGAGACCUUUCCCCUCUCUCCCCUCUUCACAGCUCCCAAUCUGAUGACAAAAGUAAUCAAUUAGACCCCUCCAUGACUCCUCCUUACCCGCCUUCACAGUCGAUCACCCUCACCGUCGUCUUUGUCUUUUUCCGACUGCUCGCCGUUGAUCUGACCACCGCUCAUGAAUGUUUACGAACGUCGACAACUUGUCCGCCUUUCUCCUCUCCACCCUCGUUCCCUUUCUCUUCAUCUCCCGGUUGUGGCCAUCCCUCGUUCCAGAUCAAAUGCUCCCCUAAUGGCUCGCUUAUUUCCAUUAAUGACUUCACUUUCCAUAUCUUUCAUCUCGACCACAACUCCAGAACUCUCACCCUCUAUCCCGAGACCCCCUCCGUUCAUAACCUAACCCACGGUUCCUGCCCUUCCACUUCCCUUUCUGACCCUCCAAUCAAUCUCACGGGUUCUCCAUUCCGAUUCUCCGGCGCUUUGUGUUCUCGGUUUUCUGAUCUGCCGCAGUGCGACAACUCCAAUCUCCAAAAUUGCAUUAGUUGUUCCUGGGAUUGCAAGCUACUCGGGAGACCAUUUCAACUUUUAAAACACUGCUGCGUGAAGUCCAGUGACUCUAAACAGGGAUGCAAUACCCGUGGUGAUUUAUGUAAAUUCCUUCUACAAAAUCAAAUCCAGAUCCAGUGGGAUGAAAGAAACGACACGUAUUUCUCUAAGUGCAAGGAUUGCCGGUCCAAGAAGAAUGGCGUAUGUGGGUUUAACCUUUCUGACGCUCUAAAGCCAUUCCUCUGUUUAAUCCCCAAUUCACCCACACCACUGUCGCCGCCAUGGAUUCUUCGAGAUAACCCCAACCGGAUCGUUCUACUGUGUGCUCUUUUCAUCUUUACGUGCCUGUUGCUUGUUGUCGCAGUUGCAUUAUUGAUCCUUCGCUAUAGGGUAUUGAAAUCAUCGAAAAAUGAACAAGACUCAACUACUCUGUUUCUCCACCGACACGGAUCAGCAAAUCUCCUCCCACCGAUGUUCAGUUACGAAGAACUCGAAUCCUCCACGAAUCGGUUCCACCCAAGAAACAAGAUUGGUAAUGGUGGAUUUGGAUCCGUAUAUCUCGGCCAGCUCUAUGACGGGCUGGUUGUAGCCGUAAAGAAGCUGCACGGGCAACACGCUGCAACCACCGCAGCGGGCCGAGCCGCUUUAACGAAGUCCUUCUGUAAUGAGAUUCUAAUACUGUCUUCGAUCAAUCACCCAAACCUCGUGAAACUUCACGGGUACUGCAGCGAUCCGAGAGGGCUACUACUCGUCUACGACUACGUGCCUAACGGAACCCUCGCCGACCAUCUCCAUGGCUCGAAGAGCUUGUAUAGAAAAGCGUCGUUAACAUGGCAGGUGAGAGUCGAUAUAGCAUUGCAGACGGCAUUGGCGCUCGAAUACCUUCACUUCACGGUCCAACCGGCUAUCGUCCACAGGGACAUAACUUCGUCGAACAUCUUCGUCGACAAAGAAAUGAGAGUCAAGGUGGGGGAUUUCGGGCUCUCGAGGCUUCUUGUCUUCCCUGAAUCGUCGUCGUCUGAAUAUGUGUGGACGGGACCCCAGGGUACGCCGGGGUACUUGGAUCCAGACUACCACAAGUCUUUCCAGCUAACAGAGAAGAGCGAUGUCUAUAGUUUCGGAGUAGUUUUGUUCGAGUUGAUAUCCGGGAUGAAGGCGGUGGAUCACAGCAGGGAUAAGAGGGAGGUGGCGCUGGCGGAUAUGGUGGUGUCGAAGAUUCAAGUGGGUGCGCUACAUCUGGUGGUGGACCCGGUUUUGAUACUGGAAGGGGAAACGAUGAGCACCGUGAGUGCAGUGGCGGAGCUGGCGUUCCAAUGUGUUGCCGCCGAUAAGGACGACCGACCGGACGCCAAGGAGUUGGUGGCCGAGUUAAACCGUAUUCGCAACCGUACACGUGGACAUAGUGUUCCGAGUACCGUCGAUCUGGAUGCUUCCAAGGCCUGAUCCGAACAGUUGGAUUGGUCCCCGCAUCCAGGAUGGAGGGUUGGAGGUUGGUUGACCGUAGUUUUGGCUGUGUAGUAUAAAAUAUAAACACGAUAUUUUACUUUUUCUUUUUCAAGUAAACAAAUGCAGUAAUAAUGGCAAUUAAUAAUACACGUAAGGCCUUCCGUGGUCUAACUGUCAAA
Messenger RNA from Nelumbo nucifera (sacred lotus), 2484 nucleotides. The record is from RefSeq and is a predicted model, not a curated record. NCBI's taxonomy places the organism in Eukaryota, Viridiplantae, Streptophyta, Magnoliopsida, Proteales, Nelumbonaceae.